ACACUGUGCUUCUCACUGGUGCCCAUUCGUUUUGCUAGCUAGACAACACACAGUUCCACGUAGCAGCAGUAGGAUAGCUCGGUCCAGUACGUCGUCUCGGGUGAGCCAGAGCAGACCGAUGGCGCUCUCUCGUCGCAGGGCCCCUUCCGCUCUCCUCCUGCUGGUCCUCCUUGUGGCCACAGAGAUGGGGGCGACGACGACCAAGGUGGCGGAGGCGCGGGACUGCGUGUCGCAGAGCCACAACUUCAAGGGCGCCUGCCUCAGCAGCAGCAACUGCGCCGCCGUCUGCCGCACCGAUAACUUCCCCGACGGCGAGUGCCACACGCCGCACUUCGAGCGCAAGUGCUUCUGCAAGAGGCUCUGCUAGUCCGCCCGCUCGCCCCGUCCUGCCGAGACGUCCCAUGCAUGCUACUGUAGGUCAUCCGUGCCGUUAGCUCGUUCUGUUCCGUUCGCCAGUGCGUCCACGUUCGACGCUACUUGUUCGUGUGUCCCGCUAGGUAAAACUAAUAAAGUGGAAAAUCAAUCGGGGUCUCUCGAGUUUAGUUGGCUGUACGUGGUGUUGGUUGGCACCUGAUUUGUGUGUGGUGAACUGGUGAUGUAAUAAAUAUGGUCGUUGUUUCA
Molecule: messenger RNA, 621 nt
Organism: Triticum urartu
Lineage: Eukaryota; Viridiplantae; Streptophyta; Magnoliopsida; Poales; Poaceae
Source: RefSeq, a predicted model, not a curated record